GAGAGACCGAGAGCUCCCAGAGAACCCGGACUCCGCCAUCUUCACGUUGCAAUCUAUAGCUCCCAGUCCGCGCCCGCACCGACCCAGGCGCACUGGGCGAGCCGCCCCUCAGCCCCGCUCCCCCCGGGCCCGCGGCGCCAGGGGAGCGCUGGGGAGCGCUCGCGGGGACCCGGCAGCUUCUCCGGCCGGCGCCAGCCUGCCAGGUGAACUGGGAAGGAUCCGCUCCUGGAGUCCCCCCAGAGCCUCGGAAGGGUCAGUCUCCGAGAAAAAAACAGGCAGCCCGCAGAAAGCCCAGAAACAACCGAACCGGGGCAGUUUUACAUUGCUUUGGGUUUUUUGAGGGGGCGGGGUGAAGGGGUACGAGACAAGUCCCCAAGUUUUCUUUGCUUUUUUUUUUUCUUUUUCUUCUUUUAUUAUUUUUUUAUUUGUUCGCAUUUUUUUCUCCCCCACCCCCCCUCCUGGUAGAAGUGCGCUUUCCACCUACCAGACCCUGAAAGAAAGUGUCAGGAGCCGGUGCAAAAUCCGGUUAAGUUCAAGAAGACAUUUGGAAGUCCAGGAGGCCAAGCAGUUUGAAGAAGUGUAAGCGAUUUUUUUCCUUCAAAAGAAUAUAUUUUUAAAGAAACCAGCCAGCUCGCGGCAAGCAACAGCAGAUUUUUUUUUUUUUUUUGCCUCUUUCUCCUAUUUUAGAUCGAGAGAUUUUUCUUUCCUUUUUUUCUUCUUUUUCUUUUUGCAAAACAAAGCAAAAGACAGCAUAGAAGAAAGAGCAAAAUACAGAAGAAGAGGAGGAGGAAGAGAGGGCAAGAGAGGAAGGGGGAAAAAAAAAACAAAACACCAACCCGGGCAGAGGAGGAGGCGAGGAGGCGCGGCGGCGGCGGCGGCAGCGGCAGCGGCGGCGGCGGCGGCGGCGGCGGCUCGGACCCCCUCCCCCGGCUACCCCCAUCAGUGCAGCUCUCCGGGCGAUGCCAGAAUAGAUGCCGGGGCAAUGUCCCGCCGCAAACAGGGCAACCCGCAGCAUUUGUCCCAGAGGGAGCUCAUCACCCCAGAGGCUGACCAUGUGGAGGCCGCCAUCCUCGAAGAAGACGAGGGUCUGGAGAUAGAGGAGCCCAGCAGCCUGGGGCUGAUGGUGGGUGGCCCCGACCCUGACCUGCUCACCUGUGGACAGUGUCAGAUGAACUUCCCCCUGGGGGACAUCCUGGUUUUUAUAGAGCACAAGAAGAAGCAGUGUGGUGGCCUGGGUGCUUGCUAUGACAAAGGCCUGGACAAAGGCAGCCCGCCGCCCUCCUCACGCUCCGAGCUCAGGAAAGUGUCCGAGCCGGUGGAGAUCGGAAUCCAGGUCACCCCCGACGAAGAUGACCACCUGCUCUCACCCACGAAAGGCAUCUGCCCCAAGCAGGAGAACAUUGCAGGGCCGUGCAGGCCUGCCCAGCUGCCGGCGGCGGCCCCCAUAGCUGCCUCCUCCCACCCUCACCCGUCCGUGAUCACUCCGCCUCUGCGCAGCCUGGGCGCUCUGCCGCCCUGCUUCCCCCUGCCGUGCUGCAGCGCGCGCCCGGUCUCGGGGGACGGGACUCAGGGUGAGGGUCAGACGGAGGCUCCCUUUGGAUGCCAGUGUCAGUUGUCAGGUAAAGAUGAGCCUUCCAGCUACAUUUGCACAACAUGCAAGCAGCCCUUCAACAGCGCGUGGUUCCUGCUGCAGCACGCGCAGAACACGCACGGCUUCCGCAUCUACCUGGAGCCCGGGCCGGCCAGCAGCUCGCUCACGCCGCGGCUCACCAUCCCGCCGCCGCUGGGACCCGAGGCCGUGGCCCAGUCCCCGCUCAUGAAUUUCCUGGGCGACAGCAACCCCUUCAACCUGCUGCGCAUGACGGGCCCCAUCCUGCGGGACCACCCGGGCUUCGGCGAGGGCCGCCUGCCCGGCACGCCGCCGCUCUUCAGCCCGCCGCCGCGCCACCACCUGGACCCGCACCGCCUCAGUGCCGAGGAGAUGGGGCUCGUCGCCCAGCACCCCAGUGCCUUUGACCGAGUCAUGCGCCUCAACCCCAUGGCCAUCGACUCUCCCGCCAUGGACUUCUCGCGGCGGCUCCGCGAGCUGGCGGGCAACAGCUCCACGCCGCCGCCCGUGUCGCCGGGCCGCGGCAACCCUAUGCACCGGCUCCUGAACCCCUUCCAGCCCAGCCCCAAGUCCCCGUUCCUGAGCACGCCGCCGCUGCCGCCCAUGCCCCCCGGCGGCACGCCGCCGCCGCAGCCGCCCGCCAAGAGCAAGUCGUGCGAGUUCUGCGGCAAGACGUUCAAGUUCCAGAGCAAUCUCAUCGUGCACCGGCGCAGCCACACGGGCGAGAAGCCCUACAAGUGCCAGCUGUGCGACCACGCGUGCUCGCAGGCGAGCAAGCUGAAGCGCCACAUGAAGACGCACAUGCACAAGGCCGGCUCGCUGGCCGGCCGCUCCGACGACGGGCUCUCGGCCGCCAGCUCCCCGGAGCCCGGCACCAGCGAGCUGGCCGGCGAGGGCCUCAAGGCGGCCGACGGCGACUUCCGCCACCACGAGAGCGACCCGUCGCUGGGCCACGAGCCCGAGGAGGAGGACGAGGAGGAGGAGGAGGAAGAGGAGGAGCUGCUGCUGGAGAACGAGAGCCGGCCCGAGUCGAGCUUCAGCAUGGACUCGGAGCUGAGCCGCAACCGCGAGAACGGCGGCGGCGGCGUGGCCGGGGUGGCGGGCGCGGGCGGCGUGGGCGGCGCGGCCAAGGCGCUGGCCGACGAGAAGGCGCUGGUGCUGGGCAAGGUCAUGGAGAACGUGGGGCUGGGCGCGCUGCCGCAGUACGGCGAGCUGCUGGCCGACAAGCCCAAGCGCGGCGCCUUCCUGAAGCGCGGGCCGGGCGGCGGCGACGCGGGCGACGACGACGACGCGGGCGGCUGCGGCGACGCGGGCCCGGGCGGCGCGGUCAACGGGCGCGGCGGCGGCUUCGCGCCCGGCGCCGAGCCCUUCCCGGGCCUCUUCCCGCGCAAGCCGGCGCCGCUGCCCAGCCCCGGGCUCAACAGCGCGGCCAAACGCAUCAAGGUGGAGAAGGACCUGGAGCUGCCGCCCGCCGCGCUCAUCCCGUCCGAGAACGUGUACUCGCAGUGGCUCGUGGGCUACGCGGCGUCGCGGCACUUCAUGAAGGACCCCUUCCUGGGCUUCACGGACGCGCGCCAGUCGCCCUUCGCCACGUCGUCCGAGCACUCGUCCGAGAACGGCAGCCUGCGCUUCUCCACGCCGCCCGGGGACCUGCUGGACGGCGGCCUGUCGGGCCGCAGCGGCACGGCCAGCGGGGGCAGCACGCCGCACCUGGGCGGCCCGGGCCCCGGGCGGCCGAGCUCCAAGGAGGGCCGGCGCAGCGACACGUGCGAGUACUGCGGCAAGGUGUUCAAGAACUGCAGCAACCUGACGGUGCACCGGCGGAGCCACACCGGCGAGCGGCCUUACAAGUGCGAGCUGUGCAACUACGCGUGCGCGCAGAGCAGCAAGCUCACGCGCCACAUGAAGACGCACGGGCAGAUCGGCAAGGAGGUGUACCGCUGCGACAUCUGCCAGAUGCCCUUCAGCGUCUACAGCACCCUGGAGAAACACAUGAAAAAGUGGCACGGCGAGCACUUGCUGACUAACGACGUCAAAAUCGAGCAGGCCGAGAGGAGCUAAGCGCGCGGCCCGGCGCCCCGCCCCUGUACAGUGGAACCGCCGCCUCCCGAGAGAAUGCUGACCCGACGCGCGCGCCCCCGCCCGCGCCCGCGCCCGCGCCGCGCCGCCCACCCCCGCCCCGCCCCGCCCCGCCCCGGGGCGCAGGGCCCGCGGCGCUCCAACCUAACCUGUGUCUACGAAGUCCUAUGGAAACCCGAGGGUUGAUAGAGGCAGUAAAAAUUGUGGAGCCUUUUAACUGUGCAAUAAUUUCUGUAUUUAUUGGGUUUUGUAAUUUUUUGGCAUGUGCAGAUACUUUUUAUUAUUAUUCUUUCUGUUUAAAUUCCUUUAAGAGAUUUUGUUGGGUAUCCAUCCUUUUUUGUUUGUUUGUUUUUGGGUUUUUUUUUGUUUGUUUCUGUUUUUGUUUUGUUUUUUUUUUUAAACCCAGUAGUAGCCUGAGCAAUGAUUCCCAAGCGAUGUAGAAGGGAAGCUUAUCUUUUAAAUUAUAAUUUGGGGGGGAGGGCGCUGCUUUUUUGAGAUUUAAGCUAAGCAUGUGUAAUUUCUUGUGAAGAAGCCAACACUUAAAUGACUUUUAAAGUUGUUUACUUUGUUUUUUUAAAUUCCUUCUUCUUCAUUUUCUUUUCCUUCAGUCCUGAAAUAAAAAGUGGCAUGCUGUUUUUUGGGGGGGGGGAGGGGUGGAUGUACAGCGGAUAACAAUCUUUAACGUUGUAGCACUUUGUUUCAGAAUUGGAAUUGAGAUGUAGCACUGAUGAUCUCCUGAGUAACAGAGGACUUUUCUGUGUUGAUUUCAACCUUUACAGCAUCUAAGGGAGCUUCUAGUGGUGGGGGAGAGUCAGAGGCCCCUCCUUCCCCCUCCUCAGCCCCCACCACCCCAGAAAACUCACCACUGACAGAGAAAUAGGAGGUUUUGAGAACUGCCCGGGAGAUGGCCCAAAAGCAUCUUAGAGUUGUGCAUGACCAGCAGCUACCGUGCUUUUCUUGGAGUGUUCUCAUGCCCUGGGAUACCAUCUUUGCUCUUUGCUGUAGAUGAGGCUAGAUAAAAUGGGCUGAGGGUACUUUUUUGGGUAGAUGGUGGUGACCUGCAGUGAUACAGAAGGGAAAGAACCAGCCAUGUUCUUUCAGGCUUCUUCUGGCUUGACGGCUUCUCUCUCUCUCUCUUUUCAUCACCCCCCACCACAGAAAUCCCGAGUCGCACGUUGCUUCCAGUGAUAACUGACCGUGUCUCAAGCAGACAAGUGCCCCGAUGAGGUGAACUGAGAGAAGGUAGUAUUCUCUCAUUUAACGCACACUGAUGACAUUGGAUGGACAGGUGGGAGGAUCUUGCAAAUUUCUCUUCCCUUUUACUGAGAAAGCAGGGAAAUAGCUCCAUCCCACGGUGCCCAGCGCUACUUCCCAAUUUUUUUUCUUUUCUAUCCCAUUAGGUUGGAGGGUACUAAACAUUGGACUGUUAAGAUUAGACAUUUGAAUUCUGUUGACCCGCACUUUAAAGCUUUUGUUUGCAUUUAAAUUAAAUGGCUUCUAAACAAGAAAUUGCAGCAUAUUCUUCUCUUUGGCCCAGAGGUGGGUUAACCUGUAAGGGACGGCCGAGAUCGAGUGUCAGUGUUGCUAAGCUUGGCAUUCACAAUACUGGCACUAUAAAGAACAAAAUAAAAUAAUUUAUUGGACGGUUUUUCUACUGCCAUUCAAUUUGAUGUGAGUGCCUUGGAAACUGAUCUUCCUAUCUGAGUCUCUUGAGACAAAUGCAAAACUUUUUUUUUUUUGAAAUGAAAAGACUUUUUAAAAGAGUAAAACAAGAAAAGUACAUUCUUUAGACACAAACAAAGCCACAUUUACUUUUAAUUAAAUUUUAAAAAAAUCCUGGUUGAAGAUCGAGGACAUGAAAAUGCCAUAAGACCCAAUCAAAUGAAGAGAUAAGCCCAGCACAACUGUGGACAUCCUUAGCUGAAUUACCCUCAUCCCCCUUUGUCUGUGGGACAACGCUGCUUAGAUUUGGCGUGGAGGUGAUUUACUGCUGAAUUAAAACUCAAGUGACACAAGUUACACGUUGAUAUCGUUGAAUGAAAAACAAAAACAAUUCAGGAACAGCGGCUAAUUUUUUUCUAAAGUUAAAUUUAGUGCACUCUGUCUUAAAAAUACGUUUACAGUAUUGGAUACAUACAAGGGUAAAAAAAAAUUGUGUGUAUGUGUGUUGGAGCGAUCAUUUUUUUUCCAAGUUUGCUUACUAGGUUAUAAAAAAAUGCCACAGUGGCUGCGUGUAUAUUGUUUUCUUUUUGGUGACGGGGUUUUAGUAUAUAUUAUAUAUAUUAAAAUUUCUUGAUUACUGUACAAGUGGACCAGUAUUUGUAAUAAUCGAGAAUGCCUGGGCAUUUUACAAAACAAGAAAAAAAAAAAACCCUUUUCUUUUCCUUGAAAAUGUUGCAGUAAAAUUUAAAUGGUGGGUCUAUAAAUUUGUUCUUGUCACAGUAACUGUAAAGUCGGAGUUUUAGUAAAUUCUUUUCUGCCUUGGGUGUUGAAUUUUUAUUUCAAAAAAAUGUAUAGAAACUUGUAUUUGGGGAUUAAAAGGGGAUUGCUACACCAUGUAGAAAAAGUAUGUAGAAAAAAAAGUGCUUAAUAUUGUUAUUGCUUUGCAGAAAAAAAAAAUCACAUUUCUGACCUUUACUUAUUUUUCUCUCCCCGCCCCCUCUGGAAUGGAUAUAUUGGUUGGUUCAUAUGAUGUAGGCACUUGCUGUAUUUUUACUGGAGCUUGUAAUUUUUUAACUGUAAGCUUGUCCUUUUAAAGGGAUUUAAUGUACCUUUUUGUUAGUGAAUUUGGAAAUAAAAAGAAAAAAAAAAACAAAAACAAACAGGCUGCCAUAAUAUAUUUUUUUAAUUUGGCAGGAUAAAAUAUUGCAAAAAAAAAAUUUGUAUGUUUAGUCCUAUUGUACAGGAGAAGAAGGGUUGUUUGACAACCUUUGAGGAAAAGAAACAAAAGGAAGUCGUUAAAUGCUUUGGUUCACAACCAUUUUAGUUGUAUAUAUUUUUGUCGGAAUUGGCCUAUACAAAGGACUGUUCGAGCAGGGCUUCUCUCCGAAUGCCCCGAACCUUGCAUCAAGGCUCCCUGGUGUGGCCACAGCAGACCGGAUGGGAAAUUCUUUAUUCGUGUUGAGUGGAGAAAUCAGUUUUUGUAAAGAUGUCGGUAACAUUUCACAGAGUCCUCUCGUUCUCCAAGAGGCCGUCUGUAAGAUGUCAGGUGUUAGAGGAGAGAGCGAGAGGGCAUCUUCCUUCUCUACUGUCCACCACUGUGGCGGUCACCACAUCUCCCGCCCUUAAGAGCAGAAAGGAAUGCAAACCGAGCUUUCUUUAGUCCUUGAGAAAACAUGAAACAGACAAAAGACGCAGUAAAAGGAGCUGGUGAAUCAGUGAGGCACAGGUGACGCGAGCUGCUGUUGAGACCAGUGCAAGUUGGAUUUCGGGAGAGAGUCCCCGUCACACCCAGGGACUUUCUUUCCAUGGAGAGUGUUGGCCUGUUGUCUUUCUUACCUGCUCUGCUGCUUUUCUCGCUGAAACCUACAUUCCGUCAGUUUCCGAGUGCCGAGGGCCUGGGAUGCAUCCGGUGCCUUUCCAUAUCGCUUCUCUCCUUCCCCUGUGUUUCCUCUCCGUCCUCCAGCCUCUGUCACUUUUAUUUUGUCCUCUUCAUUUUUACUUAAUUUCUUUUCUUUCUCCCUCUCUGUACUCCCCUGGUUUUUUUUUGUUUGUUUGUUUCUGUUUUUUUUUUUUUUUUUGUAAAGCCAAGUAGCUUUAAGAUAAUAUUGUGGUGGUUUUUUGGAUGAGGGAAUAAUACAUUAAAAAAAAAAAAAACUUAUAUCAGGAAGCCAUUUUUUAUUUCAGGAACUGUAAAACCAUUAUUUCAGGUUAUGAAAGUAUAACCAAGCAUCUUUUGGGGCAAUUCUUGACCAAAAGCAGAAAUCUUUCUUCUGGGAGCUUUUCUGUUUGAUACACCCUUCCCUCCUUGCCACUGACCUUUGCAAAGGGAACAGAAAGAAGGGGGGGGGGGGAGAGAAAGCUGAGAUGUCAGUUUCCUACCUGCCCGAUCCGAAGACCCAGGGGCUGCCCUUUCCUUCCAAUGCCCUCUUAAGGUACUGGAGCCUCCAGGGUGGUCCUCCUGUAGUUCCGAAAGCUAGCCAGCCAGCCCUCACCAGCUUCCACAAAGUCACCAGAAUGCCAGGACUAAGCCAUCCUAAAGCACAAAGAUUGUGUCUCUGUCGAUUGCAGAGAAAAGAGCAUUAUGCUUCUCUUUCAUGUUUAAAAAGCCCACACUGGAGCAGACGACCCAGUGAGGGGGGCCCCCCGAGCCUGGGUGACCCAGCCGACCUCAGGCCGGUUUCCAUACUGCCACAACUUUGUUCAAAGUUGCCCCAAAUUGGAACCUGCCACUUGCCAUUAGAAGGUCUUUCAUGGGGAGAGGAGGAGGCUGAACUACUAUAAGCAAAAUGUGAAAAGUAAGGAAGUCAGCCUUUCAUCCCGGUCCGUAGCGAAGGUUUUGUUGCGCACAGGCAAACCCGUGAUUUGGUGCUCUUUGUAUCUCAACCCUGCAAAGCAAAGUUACAUUGAUUUAAGUUGUUUGCAUUUGUACGGGCAAGGCGAAAUAUUUUUAUUACCUUUUCUAUUACUUAUUGUAUGAGCUUUUGUUGUUUACUUGGAGGUUCUGUCUUUUACUACAAGUUUGGAACUAUUUAUUAUUGCUUGGUAUUUGUGCUCUGUUUAAGAAACGGGCACUUUUUUUUUUUUAUUAUGGAUAAAAUGUUGAGAUGACAGGAGGUCAUUUCAAUAUGGCUUAGUAAAAUAUUUAUUGUUCCUUUUAUUCUCUGUACAAGAUUUUGGGCCUCUUUUUUCCCUUAAUGUCACAAUGUUGAGUUCAGCAUGUGUCUGCCAUUUCAUUUGUACGCUUGUUCAAAACCAAGUUUGUUCUGGUUUCAAGUUAUAAAAAUAAAUUGGACAUUUAACUUGA
Mustela lutreola (European mink) is the source of this 8654-nucleotide messenger RNA. RefSeq names its product BCL11 transcription factor B (gene BCL11B). NCBI's taxonomy places the organism in Eukaryota, Metazoa, Chordata, Mammalia, Carnivora, Mustelidae. The coding region runs from base 983 to 3670 and encodes 895 amino acids. Gene Ontology annotation, cellular component: nucleus. The record is from RefSeq and is a predicted model, not a curated record. Gene Ontology annotation, biological process: positive regulation of transcription by RNA polymerase II. The transcript is spliced from 4 exons. Gene Ontology annotation, molecular function: RNA polymerase II cis-regulatory region sequence-specific DNA binding; DNA-binding transcription factor activity.